This is a messenger RNA of Dovyalis caffra, 327 nucleotides long. Lineage: Eukaryota; Viridiplantae; Streptophyta; Magnoliopsida; Malpighiales; Salicaceae. The record is from the annotation of a GenBank genome assembly.
AUGGAGAUUGAUUAUUUAGUCAAUCGAAAAGAUGGCUACUCGUUGUCAAAUUUAGAUUGGACGACUAAGAGUCGUUGGAAUGAUGAUGGCAGAUGUUGGAUCAAGUUGGAGGAGUCGCUAGUUUGGACUCGGAUCAACCUAGAAGAGCUACUACUUGGAUCUAGUGGAGGAAAUAGGACUACUACGAUGAUAGUAGUGGCUACCGAUAGUGUCGUGGCUAAUGAAAGGUUGAUUGGACGAUUGGAAAAGGGGUUCGGACUAUUGGAUGAAGGGCUAUUGGUUCGAUUUGGUAUGGCUGAUCGGAGUUUUUUAAUAGUGGAUGAGUAG